AAAAAUUUUUAUUGAUGAAAGAUUCUUUUGGUAAGUUGAAGAAAAGUUGAAUGAAAUGCAGAGAUGUGCAUAGAUGAGUAAUAGAAGGUUAUACAGACAUUUCAAUAAAAAACCGUAAGGUAACAAAAAUAGUUGAGAAAGAUUAAUUAAAUCAAUGUAUAAAAGAAUUUGUCUAAGAAAAUGAAAUGUUCAGAUUAGACAGAACUAUGUACCAAUCGUCUAAGGCAAACAAUCUUGGCAUUUUUGUUGAAAUUAAAAAAUACAGAAAGAAAAAGUUCUAUGUUUGAUGAAAUGUUAUAAAAACCUUUGAUGUUUCAUCAAUGAAACAGUUUUUAUCGAAAUCAAAUCUUUUUAUAUCUUUGUCGAUAUAGUUUUAAUAUAAAUUAUUCUAUGAUUUCACUUCAUAUUUUAUAUUUCGCUAUGUUUCAUUCAAGAAAAAUAGGAGAAAUAGAAUAUUACACUUCUAACAACUAAUUUUUCUUCUUUUUUUUGUGUAAAAUGAACUUAUUGUUAUUGUUUCUCUUUGAAAGAGACACAUCUUCAAUAUGAAAUAUUAUACAAAAUGAUUUUUCUCAUAAAGAAAUGUUUGAUUGAUGAUUUGUUCUUUUGAUAGUUGUCGUAAUAUUUAAUUGCAGAGAGUAGUACUGAAUAGUUGAAGACAAUCUAUAAUGUGAUAUAUGUUAUUAUUAUUUCUAUAAUUAUAAUUAAAAAAUAUUUUCUAUAAUAGAAAAAAGUGAUUUAUUUGAUAAAAUAAAGAAAAUUUCUUGACCUGAUUUUCAAUCAAAACUUUCUUUGAAGAAACUUUCUUUUGCUUCUACAAAUAUUGAAAUUGACAAUAUCAUUUCGUUUACAAUUCUUCUCUAACAUUCUUUCUAUUUUUCUCGUUCUUAGCUCUUUCAUUCAAUCAACCAAAGUUUUGUCUAACAGCCACUUGGAAUUCCAAUGGAAUUAUCUUUGCUGAUCGAUCGAUUGUUGGUCAAGGUCCUGUCGCCAUUUUUGUGAGCACAAAUAAUACAAUCUAUGUCGCUAAUGGAGAAAAUAACACAAUUGUAAUAUGGCAAGAAGAGAGUGUCAACCCAACAAAGAUCAUUCGCGGUAGUUUUACAGAACCACAGUCUCUCUUCGUGACAUCAAAUGGUGAUAUUUAUAUUGCUGAUGGUAGUACUAAGAAUGGUCGAGUGCAGAAAUGGAUAGCAGAAACAAAUACCUUUGUCACAGUGAUGAAUGUCAGCUCAUCAUGUUGGGGUUUGUUUGUUGAUAUCAACGAUACUCUUUAUUGUUCAGUGAAGGAUCAUCAUCAAGUGGUGAAGAGAACAUUACGUAAUUCUGCGAUGGCUUCAAAUCGUGUUGCUGCUGGAACAGGUAUUAAAGGAUCAGACUCGAAUCAACUCAAUAGUUCUCGUGGAAUUUUUGUCGAUGUGAAUUUGGAUUUAUAUGUGGCAGAUUGUGGAAAUAAUCGAGUACAAUUGUUCCAAUCAGGAGAAUCAAGAGGUAUCACAGUGGCUGGAUAUACAUCGCGAAAUCCAACAAUUACACUUGAUUGUCCAACUGGAAUUAUAUUAGAUGUUGAGAAGUACUUAUUCAUUGUGGAUAAUACCAAUCAUCGGAUUGUUGGUUCAGACGUGAAUGGCUUUCGAUGUUUAGUUGGAUGUUAUCAAGAGGGUUCACAAUAUAAUCAAUUGAAUCAUCCAUCUAGUUUUAGUUUUGAUCGUUCUGGAAAUAUACUUGUUACCGAUCAAUCAAAUCAUCGAGUUCAAAAAUUUCAAUAUAUCGAAGAAUCAUGUAGUAAGUUUAUAAUGAUUGAAUAA
This is a messenger RNA of Adineta steineri, 1808 nucleotides long. The record is from the annotation of a GenBank genome assembly. NCBI's taxonomy places the organism in Eukaryota, Metazoa, Rotifera, Eurotatoria, Adinetida, Adinetidae.